Messenger RNA from Ruditapes philippinarum (Manila clam), 1274 nucleotides. RefSeq names its product paired mesoderm homeobox protein 2A-like. The coding region runs from base 260 to 1114 and encodes 284 amino acids. Gene Ontology annotation, molecular function: RNA polymerase II transcription regulatory region sequence-specific DNA binding; DNA-binding transcription factor activity, RNA polymerase II-specific. The record is from RefSeq and is a predicted model, not a curated record. Gene Ontology annotation, biological process: regulation of transcription by RNA polymerase II. NCBI's taxonomy places the organism in Eukaryota, Metazoa, Mollusca, Bivalvia, Venerida, Veneridae. The transcript is spliced from 4 exons.
AUCUCACUUUUUUCAUAAAUUUUAUGACCAUUCAUUUGAUACGAUCAGGCAUUCUCUUUAACCAAGUUUAAGGCAAACAUCGGUAAUCAGGACUCAGUAUUGAAAUCAUUGUUCAUAUAUUAAAUACAGCAAUAGUUAUCGACGUCAGCCACACAGAGACGACCCGAGUUUUUCGUCGUUGGAAAAUCUAAUUAGUCGCUGCCAACAGUUAGAACGCGAAGCACCAUUUUCUAGUGACUGUUUACUAAGUGUCUCCCAAAUGGAUUACCCGUACUUGGGCCAGCAUAAUUCUUUCGAUGCAUCGUGUACCCUUCCUGGGAUGGAGUCUGCUCUCCAGAACUGCAAUAUUCCUUGCAGUUAUGGAGAUUCGAACCCGUUCGGACAGAUGGCGGCACAAGGGUAUCGGUACAACGGUGUGCGGUCUUUUCCACCCGGUCCGGCUAUGGGAUCAGCGUCCUGCAGCAUGAUGCCACGACCACGAGAUCCGACACAGCCUGCUGUGUUUCCUUCCGGUUUAUCAUACAAGAUGUACCAGCACAGUCACGAGAACGGCAUCAGUCCCGAAAAACGAAAACAAAGGCGUAUCAGGACAACAUUUACCAGUGCUCAACUUAAAGAGCUGGAAAAAGCUUUCUCAGAGACGCAUUACCCAGAUAUAUAUACGCGAGAAGAAAUAGCCAUGCGCACUGAUCUCACUGAAGCCAGGGUUCAGGUAUGGUUUCAAAAUCGACGCGCAAAGUUCCGUAAAAUGGAAAGAGCCAAACAACAACAGCAAAGUCAGUCCCAGCCACAAAGUCCGCCAGUAAAACAGGAAAACAACACAGGGAAUGGCAGCAGCAAUAAUAACAACAGCAACAAUAGCAAUAACAACAACAAUAACAACAACAACAUGAACAAAGAGAAAUCGAAACCAUUAGAGGACACUCAAGCUAAAUCACCAAACGAACCACCAAAAUGGUCUAACCAACUCAAUAACGCUAACAAGAUGACGUCAUCAAUGUUGGGGGUACCAGCACUUCCGGGACCAUAUUCCAGUAUCCUAUCAUCUUCUGUAUCUGACUAUCCUCAGAAUGCAAUGGACACAAAAAUACCAAUAUCGGCGCCAAUGUUUUAAUAUAAAAUUCUCAUUUCUUUACAUGUAACGGAAACAAGUAAUAAGGGAGACAAACGCGGUUGGAAUGUUUUAUUGAACAAAAGCGGUGUCUUGGGAACACAAGAGAGAACGCAAGAGAAAGUUGUAGGUUGUGAGCUUGAAUGAUCGGAAUAACGGAUUU